CUCAAAAUCUCAACCAACUUAUCAGUAAAGGAUCACUUAAACGAUCAAAAGAAUGAACAACGACGAAGAAUUUCUUCGGCAAUGGUCUGAGAUGCUGAACUCGCUCGCUAAUCCAGAGGUGAGUAGUGACUUGCGUAAGAUCAACAACGAAGGAGGUGAAGAGGAUGUAAGGCAAAAGAGGCCAGCUGAGUCGAAGAGAGAAGGAAAGAAGAAGCGAGUUAAGAGACAGUGCGUGUCUAAAUCUUCAGACAAAUCUGAUCAUGAUACCUUGUUGAAGAAGACGAUGCGGCGGGAACGUAUAAGAAGCCAACUAGAAACACUAAAGGAAUUAACACCCAAUUGCCCACAGUCGGAUAUCAACGCCAUCCUUGAUUGCGUUAUCGAGUACACGAAAAACUUGCACCUUGCAGUACUUUUUGCAGCGUUACAUGAGUUCGCAGGGAAUAUGUGACGAUCGACUGGAGACUGUUUACUGAAGCUGGUGCCGUUUAGUAUGAUAUACUUAGAAGGGUUUUUUCUUUAUGAUAAAAUUAUAUACUCGAAAGUGUCUAUUAGCUAAGUUGUUCUCAUUCUCUCAGUUGUUCUUUGUUGGUUUAUUAUAAUAAAACUGUAUGUUUUUG
Arabidopsis arenosa is the source of this 620-nucleotide messenger RNA. Lineage: Eukaryota; Viridiplantae; Streptophyta; Magnoliopsida; Brassicales; Brassicaceae. The record is from the annotation of a GenBank genome assembly.